AUAAUUUAUCUUUUUCCUUCUUGGUUUUAUGUCUAUUUAAUUUUCUCUUUUUUGGGGAUCUUCCUAUCCAUAUCGAUGAUUGAUCACUGAUGAAUGAUCACGGCUCCGAACGACAGAGUUGCUCCCCGAUUCGACUCACGAGUCACGACUCAGAAUAGAAGGCCGAACCAGGAACCUCCCUCCUCUUUCUAAACCCACCAUCACCACCAACGCUACUUCCUUCUCGAGACAUAGCGCGUGGGUGCGCGUGCGCACUCUCUGCUCUUUAUCCUUUUGGCGGCUAUUCCAAUGUUUUUUCUUCUUGCAGCUAACUAACCGUCCCCGAUUCUCUUUCUUCGUUCUUUGCUCCCUCUCCACUCUCACCCGCACAAUAGAUUUCCAAGCUUCUCCGCCAUGCUAAUGGGUUUUCGCUCUUCCUAGUAUCAUCAAAAUGCUUUCCGUCAGGGAUUUGUGGAGGCGCCAUAGGAGGAAGGUUUUCAUUUCAGUUGGUGUUUUAGGAAGUGGGUAUCUUUUGUAUAAGCUUUAUGGUGCUCACAGGCGCAGGCUCGAUGCACUUGAGAGAGAACUCGCAAUUCAAAGGGAAAGUGAGGAGCUCAUGAAGGUUCAAAUGCAAGCUCACUUUGAGAAUAUUCAGACGAUUUCGGAUGUAAUGACACUGCCUCAUGCUAUGCACAACUUAAGCUGUCGCGUAGCAGAAGAGUUGGAUCUUUCUCAGCUUCUUGAGAGACUCCUACAAGGGAAGGGUCAACCAAACACUUUAACGCAAUCAGAGAAACUAAAUUUAUGGGAGAGACUCAAAAUUCUAAGUUUUACAAGAAUGGCGUUGUCAGUAUGGGCCACAACAAUGCUUAGUUUAUAUACGAAGGUUCAAGUAAAUAUUCUAGGAAGGCAUCUAUAUAUUGAUACUGCACGAAGAUUUGAAAGCUCUAGCACAACGGAAAGUGGAGAUCUGGUUGAUAAAGAAGACCAGCAGAAAUUUCUAGGAACUGUUGAUUUUCUCUGUCAACAUGGCAUGCCUCCCUUGAUUUCAGAUAUGGAGGCGGCAACGCAAGAAGCUCUCAAAGGAAAGCAGCUGAGCCAUUUCUUCAACAGUACAGCACUACAUGAAACAAUAAUGCAGAUACUCAUCAUAUUCAUGAGCCAAGGGAGUCCACACUCCUGGAUAAAGUAUGUGAUGCCCGAGGAUUCUGCAACUUCCAGAAUUGAUGAUCCAGCUCCUUCUGAUGUGACGGAAUUUGAACAACUUAUGAUGGAAGCGCGAGCAGUGUUAUUAAGUGCUGAAUUUGGGAGCAUUAUAGAGAUAUGUAUGAAAGUGGUGGUGAAUGCAGUGGUGGAGCAGAUGGGAGCUAAAUUUAGAGGAGGAAGUAUAGCAACGGGGCUGCCUCUGGCGAGAGUCUUGCCUCAAGUUGCACAGAUGUGCCCUUUGCUCCUUGAAGAACCCAGCAAGAAUCAGUUCAUCAGAAUCAUUAAAUGUAUACCAGAGGUUGAACCAUUUUUCACUCGCCUCUAUGCAAAUAUGCCAAGUGCAUAUUGAUUAAGAUUUUAUGUUUCGAACAAAAGAGACAAAAGAUUCAAUUUAUUGCAUUGGAAGGUAUGUGGUAUUAGUGUACAAAUAUUCAAAAGGUGCAAAGAGAUUAGCGUUUAUCAGAAUCAGUAUAUGACAUUUCCCUUUGGUGUACCAACUAUCAAGUGUUGUUGUAUGAUGCUGCUCCCCCUUUUGCUCUAACUAGGAGGCUUUUGGAGGAACCAGAAACCCGGCUUUAUUAGCGACUACAUCUAUGCUUCCUUUUCUUUCAGUAAUAUAAGUGACAUGAUUUCAUAAACAUGUUUAUUCAUUUCAUAUAGUGCUUGUUGGAUUGGCAA
Molecule: messenger RNA, 1863 nt
Organism: Arachis duranensis
Lineage: Eukaryota; Viridiplantae; Streptophyta; Magnoliopsida; Fabales; Fabaceae
Product: peroxisome biogenesis protein 3-2
Exons: 7
Coding region: 431-1534 (367 amino acids)
Biological process (GO): protein import into peroxisome membrane
Cellular component (GO): peroxisomal membrane
Molecular function (GO): protein-macromolecule adaptor activity
Source: RefSeq, a predicted model, not a curated record